Messenger RNA from Trichoplax adhaerens, 1215 nucleotides. RefSeq lists its product as uncharacterized. Lineage: Eukaryota; Metazoa; Placozoa; Uniplacotomia; Trichoplacea; Trichoplacidae. Gene Ontology annotation, molecular function: pyruvate dehydrogenase (acetyl-transferring) kinase activity. The coding region runs from base 1 to 1215 and encodes 404 amino acids. The record is from RefSeq and is a predicted model, not a curated record. The transcript is spliced from 12 exons. Gene Ontology annotation, biological process: protein phosphorylation; regulation of glucose metabolic process. Gene Ontology annotation, cellular component: mitochondrion.
AUGGCUGCUCAAAUUCGUCAACGAAGCGCUGAUGUCAUUAAAUACAUCAAUCGCUACAGUCAGUAUACACCGUUGUCGCUUUCCAUUAAACAACUGAUGGAUUUUGGUCGUCAUGGCUCAAUCCUUAAUUCAUAUAAGUUCUUGAGUUCCGAACUCCCUAUAAGGUUGGCGCAUAUUAUGAAGGAAUUGCGUUAUUUGCCUGUUGGAUUAUUAGAUAUGCCGUCGGUGCAAAGAGUUGAUAAUUGGUACGCAACUAGUUUAAUCGAGUUAAUCGAUUUUAGAGACCAGCACAAAGGUAAAUCCUGUGAAGUGACUGCUAAGAAUUUUACGAAUUUGGUAGCAAACAUCAGACAGCGCCAUAAUAGCGUAGUAGAAACAAUGGCGCAGGGCAUUAUAGAAUUGAAGCUUGCUAAGAAAGACUAUAAUUUAGAUCAACAUCGUUUACAAUAUUUUUUAGAUCGCUUCUAUACCAACAGAAUGAGUAUUAGAUUAUUAAUUACGCAACACAACAUGCUAUUCGGUGAAGAGAAUGCAGAAAAAAAGCAUAUUGGCUGCAUUGAUCCGUCUUGUAAUUUAUCAGAAAUUGUUGCAAGUGCAGUUAAUAAUGCUAGCGAAUUAUGCGAUCAAUAUUAUAUGGUUGUUCCACCAGUUGAUAUUAACGAAGCUAACGCCGUAGAACCUGGUAGUGGUGUUGAUAUAUGUUACAUUCCAUCUCAUUUGCAUUACAUGGUGUUUGAACUAUUAAAGAAUUCUAUGAGAGCAGUAGUUGAAAAUCAUCAAAAUAAUCUCAACUUACCUCCAAUUCAAGUUACUAUCACCAAAGGCGAAGAAGACAUUCUUAUUAGGAUCUGUGAUAGAGGAGGGGGUAUCCCAAUCUCAAAAUUAGAAGACAUUUACAGUUACAUGUACUCAACCGCACCUCAACCGCCAUCACUGGAUUUGGUUGCAAGGUCAGAAACAGUAACGCCGCUUGCUGGCUUUGGUGUUGGCCUGCCAUUAUCUCGCUUGUAUGCUAGGUAUUUAAACGGAGAUUUAAAGCUUUCCCCCUUGGAGGGUUAUGGUAUGGAUGCAUAUAUUUAUCUAAAGCGAUUUUCUGUGAAAGCCAAUGAAGUUCUACCGGUAUUUGGCGAAGCAGCAUCUCAGCAAUAUCGUGUUAGAGGAUUGAGUGGAGACUGGACCGCAUCAGCGAGUAAUCGCAAAGACAAAAGUGGAUAA